Molecule: messenger RNA, 970 nt
Organism: Asparagus officinalis (garden asparagus)
Lineage: Eukaryota; Viridiplantae; Streptophyta; Magnoliopsida; Asparagales; Asparagaceae
Exons: 4
Coding region: 78-623 (181 amino acids)
Source: RefSeq, a predicted model, not a curated record
CUCACAAAUUUUUUUUACCAAAUCGAGGGAGGUAAAAAAUCAUAAGUUCGUUAGGAAGAGAUCAAGAGAGGAAAAAGAUGCUGAAGAACGCAAGUAGGCGUUAUGCCUUGGUGAAAUCUAGCAUGAAAAAGUUCAAAUCGCAGUUGAGGUUGUUGGAAGGAAUUCAUGAAGAAAGCAGUGAGAAUAAUCAUGAAGAAGGAGAAAGAGGCUCAUUAUAUAUACCUACUAGUGAACGUAGAUAUUAUGGCAAAAGGCUUCUUUAUGAUGAGCAAAAUGGAUGGAUUGAGGAAUUUAAGGAAGAUAUAUUUUAUGAUUGCGAGCCGGAUAAUAUUGUAGAAAAUUCUUCAAGCAGGAGUUCCGAUGGAAUAAAUGGGAUCAUCAAUGAGAAACAAAGUUUUGAAAGCACCAGUUCUUACGAAGCAGAUGAAGAGAGAACCACAAGACGUCUUGAGGAGAAUGAAUUGGGGUUACUCAACCAUAAUAAUUUUAUAAUGAAAAUAGGGCUUGAGAGGAAGAGGACUGAUUUCUUAAUCAGAAUUUAUCUACUCGGAGUCAUUAUUCUGGUUAUUGGACUAUAUGUUGGUCAGAAACUAAAUAUGUUGCCAAUCAGAGGAAGACCAUAAGGUGCCCGUUUUAACAAUAAAUAAUUGUGGAGAUGCCCAAAAUUUUGUUUAUUGAGGAUUCUAAAACUGUUGCCACGCUUUACAGGUUACCUUUAGUAUCUUUAGCAAUGAAAAUGCGUACAGAUUGGACAGCUUUGUGCUAUAUAUAAUUACUAGGUCUUCCUUGUAUUUGUUCAAUACUUUUCUCUAGCAAAGUUCUUUCUAUAAUUAUAAAAUUGUUCUCUUUUAGAUUUUGAUAACCCACCACCAUGGGCGACCUAGAUGAUUGGAAGGUUACAUGGAUCUUGAUUUGAGACUUACGGAUGGAAUGGGUUGUAAUAAUAUUGAUUGUCCUUUUCUUGGGUUCA